Molecule: messenger RNA, 2616 nt
Organism: Fonsecaea nubica
Lineage: Eukaryota; Fungi; Ascomycota; Eurotiomycetes; Chaetothyriales; Herpotrichiellaceae
Product: vacuolar ABC heavy metal transporter
Exons: 5
Coding region: 1-2616 (871 amino acids)
Biological process (GO): pyrimidine nucleotide-sugar transmembrane transport
Cellular component (GO): Golgi membrane; intracellular membrane-bounded organelle
Molecular function (GO): pyrimidine nucleotide-sugar transmembrane transporter activity
Source: RefSeq, a predicted model, not a curated record
AUGGCCGCCAAAGCAGUGAUACCAUUCCUCGUGGGAAUGAUGCUGGUCACUGGGUGCGCCAACACACUUCUGACAAAGUUUCAAGAUCAACAAUGCGUAAGGGGCUGCACAAGCAAGAACCCGAACGAUCACAGGACGUUCGAACAACCAGUCAUCCAGACAGUACAAAUGUUCAUCGGUGAGAUGGGAUGUUGGCUUGUCAUGUUGGGCUUCUACCUGUACCGCUAUGUGAUCCUUCGCUCCAAAGAUACUCCUCUCUUCCACCGACCUGUCAAUGCCGAAGACGACCAGGAGGAGGAGCAGGAGGAGGACGAUGACACUGUCCGGCCGGCCUCUUCACGCGAUGCUACCGAUCCCGCCUUGAAGCCGCUGUUACCCAACGCCGACGAUCGAGCGCAUCUUGAGGGUUGGAGGGUCGUUUUGUUAGGACUUCCAGCAUGUUGUGACAUUGCAGGCACAACCCUGAUGAACGUUGGAUUACUGUUUGUGGCUGCCUCCAUAUACCAAAUGACCAGAGGCGCGCUGGUUCUGUUUGUCGGACUGUUUAGUGUCCUGUUCUUGAAGAGAAAGCUCUAUCUGUACCAUUGGGUCUCACUUCUCAUUGUGGUGCUAGGGGUUGCCUUGGUUGGCCUGGCUGGGGCGAUUUCCUCUGGCGAUAAGAACUCUCCUGCACCCAAGGAGGGUAGCCUGGAGCUGGUGCGGCACGCGAUACUCAAUGUGAGAGACGUUGUACUGGAAUCGGUGGAUCCUACAGUUUUGCGCACAAUCCUGGGUAUUUUCCUGAUCGCAUUCGCUCAAAUCUUCACCGCCACACAAUUCUGCCUCGAAGAAUGGAUCCUGGAACAUUACGCCCUGGAGCCACUCAAGGUGGUUGCGUGGGAAGGCUUGUUCGGCUUCGUCGUCACCGUCAUAAUUCAAGUCAUUCUGCACUUGGCGGUUGGCAUCACCAAAGCUGGGAAGUACGGAUACUUUGAUGCCGAGGAAGGCUAUCGUCAAGUGUUCAGCAACCGUGCAAUCGGCAUUUCAAGUCUCGCAAUCAUGGUCUCUAUUGGCGGCUUCAACUUCUUCGGCCUCUCGGUAACUCGAAGCAUAUCCGCCACUUCUCGGUCUAUUAUUGAUACCUGCCGCACGCUUUUCAUUUGGAUUGUCUCGCUUGGACUUGGAUGGGAGUCAUUCAAAUGGCUCCAGGUGCUGGGUUUUGCCUUGCUAGUAUAUGGUACAUUCAUGUUCAACGACCUCGUCAGACCACCGAUCAAAGCCCUGUUUCCGCAAAGGCGAACCGACGACGAUUCAUUGGACAGCCUCCAUAUACUGUCGUAUUACUGCGAUGAUCGGGACGGCGACGAGCAAGACCAAGGAAGCCAACCCUCUGAGCAUGGUACACUUGAGGACGACAAUCUAAGCACGGCCUCUGAAUCCACGCCAGUGACUCCGCGUGACGACGACUAUCGAGACACCCUUUGUUCGGGCGAAUCUGGGUGGCUAGCCAAUACCACGUCGCAUGAAGAGAGAAUGCGGCGAUUCAAGGCUCGCUACUAUCAAGUCGUGCAACGUCCUUGCACGUCUGUUUGCACAGACGACAACGAGGAUGGAAUGAUGAUCGCCACCGUUCUCGUUGGACCAGGCAAGCCAAGAUUAAUCCAUAUCCACCGUCCGCCGUCUAGCCAGUCGAGGUCUGAGUUGCCAGGCGACAGCACCGGUGCUCCAUCUACACCAAAGCAAGCGCAUGUUGAGAUCUCUGCCUUCAGCCCGUAUGACACUCCUUGUGAUGUGACUCAAUUCAAGUCACACGUUUCAGACAGCGUCUGUCCUCCGGUCUCAGGAGCCUCACCUCCCUUGACCGAGCCUUUCCCACGGCUUAUGGCCUUGACACUGCGAAGUGGGACAAGCGCAACGGAGCCACGCGGUACCGACAACAUCGACACCGGCAUCAGGAUAUCGACAGACCCCUUCAGAAGAUCUCCUCGGAGGAUGCAGAGCGAUCGAUCGUCUCCAACGCUAGAGAAGAGAUGGGCGAUUUGGAAGACACUGGAAAUGGACGCGCAGUCUAUUUCAAGAUUGUCACCUUCUGUCAAGAGCGCGAAAUGGUCACGAUGCCGAAAGCUGGAAAGGGCGCUCAACGCGGUCACCGUCGCUAUUGACGAAUUCCCUGAUGGCAUGCUCUGUCUCGACUCGUCUGUUGUCAUGGAGCUGCGGAACCCACAAAUCUCAAACACAGUCUAUAUCGAGGCUCUUGGCCGAAUAUUUCCUUCUGCAUCCUUAUUGCUCAUUUCGGCAAUCACGGCCUGGGUGAUUGUGGACCUCCACUUCUCCCGACUAAAAGGCCAGGUCGUCCCCAUGGAGCGGUAUUGGGCCCAGGCCGCAGAGUCUAAUGAAAGCUUGCAUCGAAUCCCCGAUAAAGCACGAGAAAUGCUGGGGAUUGGUCUUCCUGAUGAAUCGUCGAUUAAACUUAACGAGUACGCACUAAGAAAGAGAGCGAUAGCCAUGCAGGCAGGCAUUGGCAUUAUCGGACAAAGGUUGAUCGAAGGUUUGAGAGGGUCAUGGGAUGAAGACAUAUGGCGAUCUCUCAAAGUCUUGGUGGAGGUAAUCGAGGCGAGUCCGCCUCGCUGGCCCUGA